This is a messenger RNA of Pecten maximus, 2640 nucleotides long. RefSeq names its product two pore calcium channel protein 1-like. Gene Ontology annotation, biological process: transmembrane transport; monoatomic ion transport. The record is from RefSeq and is a predicted model, not a curated record. The transcript has 22 exons. Gene Ontology annotation, cellular component: lysosomal membrane; endosome membrane. NCBI's taxonomy places the organism in Eukaryota, Metazoa, Mollusca, Bivalvia, Pectinida, Pectinidae. Gene Ontology annotation, molecular function: voltage-gated channel activity; monoatomic ion channel activity. Bases 83 to 1882 code for a protein of 599 amino acids.
AAUCUUAAUGUAGUGAAUACAUUAUGUAUUUUUUUCCAGAAUAUGUCGUCAGAUCCUGCAGUCCCUCCCUCCCAUUCUUGAUAUGAUAAUUCUCCUUCUGUUCUUCAUGCUUAUUUUCUCUAUAUUAGGGUUUUACCUGUUUUCUCAGAUACCUCAAGACACAUAUUUUACAACGAUACAAGACAGCUUCAUCAGUCUAUUUAUUCUGCUCACUACAGCCAACUACCCUGAUGUGAUGAUGCCAGCCUAUGCCCAUAACCAUGGCUAUGCCAUCUUCUUUAUCAUCUACCUAGCACUGGAGCUGUAUUUCCUCAUGAACCUUCUCUUGGCUGUAGUCUAUGACACAUUUUCUAAUCUCCAGAAAAUUAAGUUAAAAAAGUUAUUUUUUCAUAAACGUCUUGGAUGUCGCCAUGCUUUUAGAUUACUUGUUACAAAGCGGAAUAGCAACCAUAUUCAGCUAAAGCACUUUGCUGGAAUGAUGAAACAUUUUAGACCAAAGAAAACAAGACGAGAAAUUUACCUGACCUUUAAGAUCAUCAACUCGUCAAUGUCUGGCACCCUCAGUCUGGACGAAUUCUACAAUAUAUAUGAUACUGUCAGCCUCCAGUGGUCGCCUACAGGUGAGCAAACACAGAUAUGGUCUUCAAAAUUCCGUCCUCCAUGGAACAAGCUGUUUUCAAAACUACACUGGUUCAUCAACUGGAAGUGGUUUGAAGGGUUUGUGUAUUUGGUGAUUGCUGCAAACUUUAUAUGGAUUCUCACAGAAACUAUCCAGUGGUCAGUAAACAAAGUAGAUAUCCGUAAUUAUGAGUUUGAGGCAUCAUGGGUUUCCUUCAUAUUUGUAUGCUUGUACACUGUGGAAGCUAUGUUGAAAAUCCUGGGUAAAGGUCCCCGAGAGUACUUCACAACUGGCUGGGAUGCGUUUGACUUCAUCGUAACAUUUACAUGCGUGAUCGGCGUGAUGGAUGAAUUCUUUGCUGGAACGUUUUAUUUUUUUACCGUCUUGCGUCCAUUCCGCUUACUUAGACUUUUUAAGAUCAAAAAGCGAUAUAGAGAUGUGUUAGGAACAUUCUUUGUACUACUUAACAGAUUACUAAGUUUGAUCGGCGUGAUUGUUUUAGUGUACUACUUCUUCAGCAUCAUAGGCAUGGAGGUAUUCCUUCACGUUGAUCUAAGGAAUUGUUGCAAGAAUACCAGUGUGGAAGAUUUUUACAAGUACAGCAAUGACUCAUUUUUUGAAGGCUACUAUUAUCUGAACAACUUUGAGAACAUUCUAGUUUCAGGUGUCACUUUAUUUGAAUUAACAGUUGUAAAUAACUGGUUCAUAAUUAUGGAAGGAUAUGCUCACCAUGUGGGAGAUUUAUCAAGGAUAUUCUUCAUGAUGUUUUACAUCGUAAUGAUGGUUGUCAUGAAUAUUGUGCUGGCCUUUAUCCUGGAGCUCUUUCUCUUCCGCAUCCAGUAUAGGAGGAAGCUCAAACUGGAAGACAUUGAUGCUCACUCGAAGCAUGUUGAGGAGGUGUCUUUGACUGAGGAGGAAGAGGUGAUGUGUAGUGACCGGCGCUUGGUUUUUACUGGCCAUCAUAUCAACUUACAGAAACUAUACCCAGAUAUACGGACUCCUUUCACAUUUCGAGGAGAAAGGUUCCGAAGGAAAGAUGACUUUAGUCUUCGAAUGUACAGUGAUGAAGUAAAGGGAUGGAUUGAGGAGGAUCGUGUGGAACGAGACGAGACAAUUGAGAGUCUUGGGCGAAUGCGAGUAAGACAGCGAGCCAACGCAUACCUAGAAGAAAAUGUGACCCACAGAGGCAGUGGCGAUCGAUCUAACUCGACAUACAGUAAUGUCAGUCAGUGGGGGGCUGGAGGCACCUCCUCUCCCUGUUGAUGUUUGAGGGGGGAGGUUAAACCUGGUUUAUAGCCUCCUUUGUCACUGGAGAUGGCGGAGUAGCGACACUCUGAUUACCUGUUGAUGUUUGUGGGGGAGGUUAAACCUGGUUUAUAGCCUCCUUUGUCACUGGAGAUGGCGGAGUAGCGACACUCUGAUUACCUGUUGAUGUUUGUGGGGGAGGUUAAACCUGGUUUAUAGCCUCCUUUGUCACUGGAGAUGGCGGAGUAGCGACACUCUGAUUACCUGUUGAUGUUUGAGGGGGGAGGUUAAACCUGGUUUAUAGCCUCCUUUGUCACUGGAGAUGGCGGAGUAGCGACACUCUAAUUACCUGUUGAUGUUUGUGGGGGGAGGUUAAACCUGGUUUAUAGCCUCCAUUGUCACUGGAGAUGGCGGAGUAGCGACACUCUGAUUACCUGUUGAUGUUUGAGGGGGGAGGUUAAACCUGGUUUAUAGCCUCCUUUGUCACUGGAGAUGGCGGAGUAGCGACACUCUGAUUACCUGUUGAUGUUUGAGGGGGGAGGUUAAACCUGGUUUAUAGCCUCCUUUGUCACUGGAGAUGGCGGAGUAGCGACACUCUGAUUACCUGUUGGUGCUUGAGUUGUAGUGUGCUGUCUCCAUUUAGUUUAUAGAUAUGUAGUUGUGUCUGGAACCUAAUCGCCCUUCUUGGGAGGGACAAGGCCUAUAGGAUUUGUAAUUGUAAUUUCUCUGUGAUACAAUUGAAAUUAUCAGGUUCUGUUGAACUUGCGAGUUCAGGG